CUCUCCCAUUCCCUCCGUCUCUCCCCAUCGUCUGCCGCUGGCUGCCUAGUGGUCCACGCAUCUGGCUCUCCAGCUCCCCUUGGUGAUGCUACCAAUCCGCUGCCCGUGCCUGGAACCACCGUCAAACCACUGAACACAUACCACCACGCCCACGCCCACAUUACACGCUGGUGACGCCUUGUCGCGCGGGUGACACUGGUUGCCAAACUUACCAAGCCAGAAACUCAACUUUCUUGCUGCUUCUUGUUUUUCUUUGCCCAAAAAAAAACUCCCCCUCGUCGAUCCAGCUCAUUCUUUUCAUCUCCUCCUCGACCGCCAUCUCACUCUCCUCCACUCCUUGUUUCCUUCUUCCCUACCAGUCGUCGUCUGCCACAGCAUGCCGCCUGCGAUCCCUUCUGCAGUGCUUUCCACUCAGAGCUCUUCCAAACCACUCCUCGCCAUGCGUCCAAUCACCAUGCCUUGUUGUCAGGGCCGAUUCCCGUCCAGAUAAUUCCCUCGUCCGCUCUACCCUCUACUUAACACCACCGACCACGCUCCCGAUUCGACCAAAGAACAUUAAGCCCUGCCAUCAGAGUCCCCGUCUACAGUCACCGCUGUUUUGGAGCAUCUCGGCCAUUCGAUCAAGAACUCUGUCUCAGCCUAUCCGUUGGCACUCGUACGCGACCCAUCUAAAAUGGCCGUCUAACCACCUCUACCGAGUACAAGGUCUUUACCUGCCGUCUGGCUUCAACCUUGGGAGUUGUUAUAAGAGCCCACUCCAAAAGCUCCAUUUCGUCACAUCGCUCCUAGAUUCUUCCCUUGCCAGAUACUCAGAUCGACUGCUCAUCUCGUCACCCCUACCGGCUGGCCUCUGGACGAAAACGCACAGCCGCUGAAAAGUUAUUUCGGGGCUCUAUCCACGAAGUGACGCUUUACCGACCAUCCUCUCGACAAACGCCGAAUCAUCUCGCUCUAUCAAAGCAAUUUUCGGGAGUCGCAAAAUGAGCCAAAAAGAUCAGGAAGCGUCCAGUCCUCUGGUUGAUUCGAACGAUGUCGCAACUGAUCUGGCUGAUCUCGACUUGUCGUCCGGCUCCAAGACCCUUCAACUCGACCAAUCCCAACCACCUACUCCAGACGGCACAGGACGUCCAGUCAACUUCCAAGUCAUUGCCCCUGGACUCUACCGAUCGAGUUAUCCCCAGUACGCACAUUUUGAAACCCUUGCCGACCUGGGUCUCAAGACCAUCGUGACCUUGGUUUCGGGGCCUCUCCCUGUCGACUAUCAGAAAUUCAUUGCCUCCCACGGCAUUACGCACUACACGAUCCCUAUUCUCGCCAACAAAGACCCAGAAGCUUACACGCCGGACGCAGUCGUCUGCAAGGUCGUCGAACUCAUGCUGGACCCGUCCAACUAUCCCAUGCUCAUCCACUGCAACAAAGGCAAGCACCGAAGCGGUUGCAUCACAGCGGCAUUCCGCAAAGUGACAGGCUGGACCUUGGACGCUUGCAUCGAAGAAUACGAACGGUAUUCAAAGCCCAAGAGUCGCGAUUUGGACAAGGUGUUUAUUGCUCGUUUCGACCCUUCUCCUCUCAAGCAUCUCGCCAUCGAAAGAGGCUACGUCGGCGGCGUCUAUCGACAACCGGUGCGUGACUCGACAAAAUCCUCAAUCUACACCAACAACACCGUGGAGACAGCUUAUACGACGACCGACGACUCGGUCAACGAUUUCCACGAGCGAGUUCGGAAGGAACACGAGGCACUUCUGGAGCCGGUGAAAGUGGGGGUAUCCAACUAGGGAAGCAUCGCUCAUUUGGAUCCAUCAUACGCCCAGGGCAUAAAAGAGUACGAUGUUGCCAGAGUGAUACUGUGAGCUAUCUACUUCCACGAUACGAUCUCACUCAGUCCACAAUGGUCUGUACCAACAUGUGACCUUGUCCCAAAGGCCAUCAAAACACCGGCGAGAAAAUGGAGGGCAACAAAGCCAAGUGUCGUUCUCGCACGAAUGUACAGAGGCAUUACGGGACGAGAAAAUGUACUAUACCAGCACCUAAUGAAACAGUCCUUUUUUUCUUCUUUCUCUCUCGGUGGAAGCAAUGUUGAAAAGAACUUGGAAAGCACUGGAAAUCAUAGAGAAUUGCAUUUCGAGCCCCAGAUCGGCUACGGAGUUGGAACUGGAUAUAUGAACCACACAGAACCUGGAUUGCAUGGAAACAAAAGGGAGCGGAAAGAUAUCUGGCAUUUGUCGCCCAUUCGGGAUCUCGAAUCACGUUGGUCCUCGAGGACACGGCGUGAUCUGCGUCCACAGCCUCGCGGCUGUCUUUAUUCGACCACUGGCGCUGGAGAAAUGGUUGAGGUGCUUUUGUUUUUGUCCGCGUCACGGCGCCGGCGCCGGUGCCUGCGACAAGAAGGGAGUCUACAGGAUGGCCCCCCUGACACACAUUGAGGUUUCAUCGAGAUUCUCCUCUUUGGAAGUGGGGCGAAGGGCAAGUUUUGGUUUUGGGAUUGAGAAGCGACGGCGGGAAAAGCAAUAGGAACGACAAGAGAGAGAAAAAAUGGCGAGACGUUCUAGUAGUGGGGGGGAUCGACCUCCUUGAGGACCCGAGAUCGACGCAUAAGGAAAUAUGGCGCGCGACGUCGUGGUGGUGCGGAGGCGGCGGUGGAGGAGGAGGAGUCCAAUAUCGCACAUGACAUGGAUCACAGAAACACCAGACAGCCCGAAACACUCCUAUGUACCAAUUUGUACCUAUGUAGCUAAACACCGUCCCAGCCCAGCGUGGCAACGGGAGAAAUAAAAAGAAAACCAUGGGAAAAGAAAA
Cladophialophora immunda is the source of this 2796-nucleotide messenger RNA. RefSeq lists its product as uncharacterized. The coding region runs from base 981 to 1775 and encodes 264 amino acids. Gene Ontology annotation, cellular component: cytoplasm. The transcript has a single exon. Gene Ontology annotation, molecular function: phosphatase activity; inositol diphosphate tetrakisphosphate diphosphatase activity. Gene Ontology annotation, biological process: protein dephosphorylation. Lineage: Eukaryota; Fungi; Ascomycota; Eurotiomycetes; Chaetothyriales; Herpotrichiellaceae. The record is from RefSeq and is a predicted model, not a curated record.